UUUAAGCCGGUCCAAACAAAAUUGAUUUAGCGUUAAAAUUUACAAAAUAUUCGCUUAGCCCAUCAUGUAUCGUUUGGCCUUGAGGGAGCCUUGCAAAAGUGCUCUGCAGAGAACUCUGCAACAACAAACACGCAGACAAUAUAGCAACAGUAAUGGCUUACCACCAAAUGUACGGGAAGCCGGCCUUGGUAAAUUAUUUGUCCUAUUGACACCAGUUGCUGUUGUCGGUGGUGCGAUAUCAUAUGCGAAAUACGACAAAGAAUUUCGAAAAACACUCGAACAAAAUGUGCCCGGUGCCGAGAAGCUUAUUAAAGUCGCUUUACAAGAAGAAGAUCCAUUCAAAGGUAUUAACGAUCAAAUCGAUAGUGUUAAAAAACAAUUUGACAGUGUAUCGAAAACCAUUACAAAUGCCACAUCGAGUGUGACUGGUUUGUUUGGUGGUUCGGAUAAGGAGAAAGAACAAUCUAAGAAAGUAGAAGAAGUCAAGAAAGCAGCUCCCGUUCAAAAAACCGUGCCUGCCACACCAGCCAGCAAAGCUGCCGAACCCAAACCUGCUGCUAAAGUUAGUGAACCAACGCCUAAACCUGCUCCCAAACCUGUUGAACCAUUGCCCUCUGAUGUAUUAGAAUUGCAACAUGCUGUGGAAGUUGCUGCUUCUGUGGCUGUACAAGAAUACAACAAGGCCAUUGAUAUUUUGAAGAACUUCAAUAAUGAUGUCCGCCGCAUUGUUGAUCAGGCUGUUGAAAAUGUUGAUGCCUCAACAUGGAACACAUUGAAGAAUAAGACAAGUGCUCGCGAUUCUUCUGUGUCUACAGCAGAAAAAUUGGCUCGUGAGGCUUUGGAAAAGAUUGAAAGAUGUGAAAUUGCUUUGGCAAAGGCUGCAAAACCUGAAAACCAUGAGCAAAUAGUGGCUGCCCGUAAUAAAAUUAAGACUUUGGUUGAUCACAUCAACACCGUCAAGGAUGAACUUUAUAAGAAUAAAGAUCUUGCUAGUAUGUCGGAAAAAUACUGGAGAAAUGUUGAAAAAGCUCGUAACUAUUUCGUUGAAGAGAUUGAAUCGAUUUUCCCCGGUUUAAAUUUGGCUGAGAAGAAAUUGCUGUUGUCUUCCGAAGAUUUGGAUUUAUUCAUCACCCAUGCCUACUCGCAUGUAUUGGCUUUGCAAAAGGAAUUGCAACGUUUGCAAACAGAUGGAGAAUUGCGUUUGAAGCGUGCCAUUGACGCUUUGCGUGGCGACAGUGAUUCCGAGGCUGUUAAGGCCCAAUUGGAAUAUCUGUUGGAAGCAGAAAAGCGUAAAUUGGCAAUUGAAAAUCAAAAGAAAAUUCUACAAAUUCGUGCCGAUGCUGAAAGGCAAUUGCGCCAGCAUUUGAAACAACAAGCUGAAGCACAUAUGGAUCAUUUGAAGGAUGCCAUCAGCAUGCGGGAAAGUGAAUUGAAACGUAACUACUCCAAGGAAUUGGAAGAUAAAUUGGCAACUGAAAAGGCCAACUAUAAAUUGCAAUUGGCUGCCAUGUUGGGUAAAUUGCGUGGCAUGGAUGCUGCAUUACAAGCUCGUGCCGAAUCCGAGCGCUCAGCUCAUCAAGCUCAAGCCUUGUGGGCUGCCUGCCAAGCUUUGUGGUCAACUGUCAGGACUGGUGAACCCGGUGAAGAUUGGAAAAACAAAUUGCGUCCAUUGAAGAAAGAAAUCAAGGCCAUAACUAAAGUUGCUGAGGGUGAUGAAUUGGUUGCUGUUGUCAUACAAAAUCUACCCAAAGAAGCCCAAGAGCGCGGUGUAUUCCCCGAAGAUGCUUUGCGUGAACGUUUCUUGAACGUAGAACGUGUAGCACGUAAAUUAGCCUUGGUUCCUGAGGAAGGAGCUAGCCUACCCAAAUAUAUGUUGUCCUAUCUGCAAUCCCUAUUCAUUUUGACUCCCGAUGAUCCCAUUUCUCAAGAUGAACUACAAAACAAGAAAUUCGACUAUAGCAAAUUGGACACCUAUGACAUUUUGAAUAGAGCUAGGUAUUUCGUUGAUCGUGGCGAUUUAAUGAUGGCCUUGAAAUACAUGAACCUUUUGCAAGGCGCUCCACGCAAAAUUGCCAGCGAUUGGCUAAAGGAAACUCGUUUGCUACUGGAAACCCAACAAGCUGCCAAUACUCUGAUGGCUCAUGCUGCCGCCAGUGGUCUAUUGUAUUUGUAAAUUUUGU
Molecule: messenger RNA, 2180 nt
Organism: Musca vetustissima
Lineage: Eukaryota; Metazoa; Arthropoda; Insecta; Diptera; Muscidae
Product: MICOS complex subunit Mic60
Exons: 11
Coding region: 65-2173 (702 amino acids)
Biological process (GO): phosphorelay signal transduction system; cristae formation
Cellular component (GO): MICOS complex
Source: RefSeq, a predicted model, not a curated record